AUGCAACAACUCCUUCCUUACAUUUCUCAUCUUCAUUUAUCCAACCUUACUUUACCAGGUACACAUGAUGCUGGAUCCUUCACUCUUACAUCAGCUCUGUCACCUGAUCCUACUGGAAAUGCAGUGCUAGAUGCUCUUGUAAAACUGGCAGAAAAAUUAGGAGUACCCUUACAGGAUGUGAUUACACCAUGGGCAUUGACACAAAGUAGAAGUUUAUAUGGGCAAGCAGAGGAUGGUAUGCGCUAUUUUGAUAUUCGUGCUGCCUAUAAUGGUACUGAUUGGUGUUCGUAUCAUUUCGAACUCGGUCUACCUAUUUACACUCAUCUCAGUGCAUUGAAUUCGUUCUUGUUGUCACAUCCAAGUGAAAUUAUAGUGAUUGAGAUAUCACAUCUCGCCAGUGCGAACCUAACACAGAAAAACUUGGACUCAUUGAGAGAUAUGGUCAUCAACAUAUUCGAUCCAAUGCUAUAUCCACGUAUUAAUGACUUCAAUGCUACUACCAUUAGUGGUAUGAUAGCAACAAAUCAACGAGUGGUAGCCACAUUAAGUGACGAUGCCACUAUAUCGAACUACACUCAGCUGUGGUAUGGUUCCAGUAUGAUCAACUCAUAUGCCAACACGGAUUCGCUCGCUAAUAUGACUUCAUAUAAUUGGCAGCAAGUCCUCAUGUUCAAUUCUCUUCCUUCAUUACCCGCCUCUGCUCUGUACAAGCUAAGCUGGACAUUGACUCCGCAAGUAUCGACUAUCUUUGACUCGCUGUUACCCCAUAAACCAAAGUCAUUGAUGAAUCUGGCUGACAUUGGUAAUAGUGGAUUGAGUGGAUUUGCAAGUGCCGCGUUAAAGAAAGGAUGGAGAUUGUGCCAGACACCAGCAGAUAAGAAAGGUUUCAAAUUAAAAUAUCCCACAUAUAUGGAGAAGGUUGAGGAGAUACAGUUAUAA
Molecule: messenger RNA, 939 nt
Organism: Didymodactylos carnosus
Lineage: Eukaryota; Metazoa; Rotifera; Eurotatoria; Philodinida; Philodinidae
Source: the annotation of a GenBank genome assembly